Molecule: messenger RNA, 7119 nt
Organism: Spirometra erinaceieuropaei
Lineage: Eukaryota; Metazoa; Platyhelminthes; Cestoda; Diphyllobothriidea; Diphyllobothriidae
Source: the annotation of a GenBank genome assembly
AUGGAGUACUGCAGUAGUUCCCACGCUCUUGUUAUGGAUGUUACAAAGGUACGUGAGCCGGCGCCGUCCAUACAUUGUUGGGUAGAGGGUUGGUAGGCCCGCCUAAUUGCAGUUACUCCACACUAUCGGGGCUCCUUGGGGGUUCUUCUCGUAGUACGUCGUGCCUACUUCAACCGGCAUUCGGGUCCCCCCUGUUGCCGACAGGCCUAUCUUAUCGGAUAGCAACAUGCCAUACUACAUUUAUCGGCAUUCCACAUAACGAUCAGUAGUCCAGGUGUUUAAUAAGGGAACAUGUGGAGGCAAUAAACAGUUUGCUGCAAUUCUAGUCUGUAGCAGAGGCCACACAAUAUUAACUGUUCGUGGAGCUGGCGACUGCCACCGCGGGGGGUGGGUGGACCGAUUCACCACACUUAAGAGGAAAACACACAAUUCUCACGCACAAAUCUUCGGCACACCCGGAGAAACCGUCCCUCUCUCUCCCUCUUAACAAAACUUGGUCUUCGGCCAUAUAUGCUCGUUACAACUCAGUGUCCUAAAGGCCCCUCCCUCGAUCGUCACGGUUUUGGCAGUAGCGUUGAGGCUCUGACACACCUGUUCGACCAUCGUGACCGACGAGAACAGGGGCGGUGACUUGCGCAUGAUUUCUUUUAUAGUAACGGUGGACUUGCACUGCAUCUCGCGCACCCGCGCCUCCUCCCCCACCUGGAUCGGGUGUCAAGACAGAGUCACGAAGACCGGAGGCUGGCACGGCGAAGACCCGCACCCCCUGGUCCAAAACGGACACUGACCAGGAUUUUAUCAAGGAAGCGAAAACGGGGUAGCUCGGAUCGCAACAGGCGCGGUGCGGGCCUGAAACUAGGCGUACCCCCUCAGGUGUUUGCAUUUGCUAUUAGUGCGCAUUCCCAAUAACGGCUGCCGGACUCUCGUGACCGUGUGCUCCACAGCAGGGUGAGAACAGGGACGGUGGUUGUUUCAACUUCUGGCUCAGGCAGAGCAGGUGUGCGGUAUUCGGCCUGCAAAUGACGCUCUGACGGUGCCUUCCAACGUGACAACCCAACAAUAUUACGCGGUUUGAGAUCUGCCAGCCCUGCUGAAAGAAGGCCUCUACGAAACGGACUAAAAAACGCAAGCGGAGACACUUUAUUAAACGCUUCAAUUACUGCUGGAAGACGGUGUUCUCCUUUAGUGGAGCUGCGCACGAACAAACCGUUGUUCUGAGACCCUGUUGUGACGACUUGUUGAAAUGACAUCUGAGCACUACAGGGCAGGGUUGUGGAUAUCGCGUACUGGCGAUCCAUCCGUCACCAUCAUAUGGAACAGGAUUGAGGGAUUUCCCCAACCACCGGACUCGAUCUCCUCAGACAUUCUAUUCACAAUGGAGAAGUGACCGAUAUUGCAGGUUGCCCCGCCCCGUUAACCGCCAGACGACCAAAAGACUGAAGUUUAGUUUCUACAACAGCGACCCAGCCAGCGGGUGCCCUCGCCCAAAGCUAGAGGGGUAACCCCGAGAGGGCAGCCAGAACCGAGGUGUUGGUGUGCCCAUACUAUUCGCCAAAUUGAUGAAUUAUUGUACCUACAGCACAGGGGGGCGGCAACUUGCCGAGAUCGGGAAUUUCCAAGGAACUAUAUAAUAAUUAGGCAUCCCAUUCAAAGUGGAUGACAGUCCGCAGGUCGCACGCGACGACGUGCACCGUGUUCCCCACAGCGCCGUGGUUGCAAGAUGGCGACCUGCACGUGAAUUAGUUUAUAGUGAUCGUAGACUUCUGCUGCAUAUGUCGAUUGCUCACCGCUCCAACAUAGCCUGAUUUACUUUCUUCCGAAAAUUUUUCUCUUCGCACUCAUGCCCCCGGCAUUCUGUUAUGUGUGGACCUUCCCCUUACUUACUUACUUACUUACUUAGAGGCGUGGACUUCUACCUAAUAGGUCGUGAGUUCGAGCCUGGGGUGUUCCACACUUCGGGGUUGGGUAUGACUGGCUGACGACGGCUAAUAAGCCAGCGAUGGCCAUUCCAGUCUCCCUUGUCUUUGUCGGUAAUAACAUUCUGUCUAUAUCAUGCGCCGCUGUGCGGCUGCUGGUUGGGCUCCAAAGAGAAAGAGAGAGAGAGAGAGAGAGAGAGAGAGAGAGAGAGAGAGAGAGAGAGAGAGAGAGCCCAUAAGGCACAACGGAACGAGUGAGUUCCGCAAGAACCAUCGGUGAGCGCCCCCUACCACAGCCUAAUCUGUGUUUGUUACUUUCGCCAGUUUUGUUAAGCAGUGCUCCACAGAAACACCUUUGGUUGUUUUUCUUGUAAUGCUGCUGCAUGUCACGAGAUGGACUUCUAUUUCUCAGCGGUACCGUUGGGGACUGCUCGUAGGUAACAUUUCGCGGCGGGAUUCUGCUACCUUUCGGCACUUUGAUUGACAGCUAUUCUGAUUCUCCUUGUCCCACUUUCUUUCGUUUGACGUCGCACAAAUACCUUUGGGACAUCUCCAACACCUCUUUCCCUCGAUAGUACUGAAAAUUCGAUUCCCAGAUGGUAAAUCAGCAGAAGAUGAGGCGUUCACCAGGAAAGGUUUAUUAGAGGUCUGACGUUUCGAGUAGGGACUUCGCCUACUCCUCUUCAGAGACUGCGAAGUCAUUCGCACAGCUCUCCUUAUAUGGCGCACUUUGUUUGAUGCGUUGCCCGCCAAUGACGCCUGUGGGGCUGCAUCCGACCCGCAUGUUACCGUGACCUGAAUCCCGCCCACCUUCGUCGGCCGUGGCGAUAGUUGACGACCCCGAUUGUCCCGCGCCGUGACUGUCCGCUGUUAAGAAGGUUCGUAGACGAAACAACUACUCGAAACGUCACACCUCAUAUACACCUUUUCCGGUGAACGCCUCAUUUUUUCCUUUUUCCCUGUUGUCGUUAUUCUUCGGCCUCGCGGUCUCUCUGAUGUUUCGUCUGCUGAGACAUCCGUUUAGACGAUCUUCUGUGUCCUUAGGAUCCGCGCGCCUUCGGUCCGUCGCCAUUCACCCGCUCCUCCGACCCUCGACAGUGCGCACCGCCCAAAAGUAGGAAGAAGAACGGAAAUACCCUGCUUGACUAUUGGAAGUGUAAGUUAUGCGUCUGUAUGAUCUUUCCUUUUUUUCAAAGCGAAGUCUUAUUAUCUUUGUUCGCUGUGGUCUCUGAGUUUACCCGACGUCGGCAUUGAGCAUAAAAUUAAAGCACUUUAAACGAACGUAUGCCCAAGACUAACCGUUAUCGGGACUGUUUAUUACCAUAUUGUAUAGUGGGGCAUUAAUUGGGGGUUUUGGGGUGCUGAUCGGAGAGCACGCGGGUGUACAGUGUUUAUCCAAGUCUCGUGGCGUAACGGGUAGAGCGCUGUAUCGUUUGUCAAAGUGUCCAGGUUUGAGCUCUGCCUUUGCAGCUUUUUCUCUGAUGACGCGGUACCAAAGCCAAGCUUAUUGUUUUUCUGAGUGAUAAAGGGAGAUCUGAGGGCAACCCUAACCUGAACGCACCGCACGCUCGGACGACAAAUGAGCCGCCCGCCUGCGUAGUGAAGUCCUGUCGCACUGCACCUUCUUCCUAUCUCGUUGUCACUUGAACCACGCCUUCCCCGCCCCCCCCCCUCCACCACCCAGCCAGAUUUUUAAAAAUGCCACUGGCUUUUUUAAGUGAGCUGUUAUUUUAUAAAAUCCUCCGUCUAUUUUCCAGCUCUGGAGCAGGAUGAGACUGGCCUGCGUUCGCUGGGUCCGAUGAGGCGACUGCUUACCGCGAUGAACGAGAAAUCUCGCGUCCUGGUAAUGACCAGAGGGAUGCGCGAAAUUAGGGCCAUCCUGACGGGUCGUCUCAUCGCUUUCGACCGCUUCUGGAACUUGGUCUGGGAACACUAUUCACAUCGACUUUACGUUUAUACUUGAUGCUUGAGAAGGCUUAUAUGACGAGAGUGUAAUUCGAAUCCGUUUUGGACCGUAGAUUCUCAGUGAAGUGACAGAGUUCUCACUGAAGGUCGAUCACUCUCAAUUGCGCAGUGUAAGUGCCUGUUUAUCCUUUAUUUGAUUAACUUUAUUUACUACGCCCUGUCUACUAACUUCAUUUAAGUAGCCCGAUGUGUUCAGAUAUUAUUCUGCCGCGAGUAUGAUUUGGUGCAUAAAGACUGAGGAUGUGAAUUGACAAUAAGCUAUUCUAGGUGAGAUGUCAGUUGUCGUAUAAUCUUCUUUCCACAAUUUCUCCCCCAACUUUAGAUUCGACAGAUGGGCAAAGUUUAGAGGUCCAGGUUGAUUAUUUGAAGAAGAUGGGCUCACCGGAACAGGUUUACUAAGAUGCUGACGUUUCGAAGAGCUUGGUCGCCUCUCCAUUGUCAGAGCAUAAAAUGCACUUAAUCGACCAGAAAUCCCAGGUGGCUUGUCACGUUGGUCGGCCUCAUGCUGAUCGAUUUUUUCUCUCCUCUCCUGCCUCGGCCUCCCGGGCGAUGGUUGACGGCCUUUUUGCGUGCUUUGUGAGUCAGCACUCCGUCGGGGGGAGGUGACUGAACCAGUGUCGGGUGGUCGGUCUGGCGGUUCUUGGUCUUCUUCACCGAGUAAACUCGUCGUCGGGCUGUCUCCGUAUGGCCUUCUCAAGCUCGGUGUGGUUGUUCGGUCCUGAGCUCUACGAUUGUGAUGACGUAGGACUUUGUAAGCUGCAAAAAGGUCCAGAUUCCUGUUGAUGGAUUGGGGACGGUUGACGGACGUUUUGCCUGCCGGUGUUUUGUCACUUAAGCGCAUGCCUUCUCUAGAGAUUCAAAUUUAAAGCCACUUCCAGCAUUCGUCGAAAGGCACGACGCGAGUAAUUAUUACCGCAGAGUCCGCGAAAUCGACAAUACUACUUGUAAACAGUAAGAAAGAUUGUCCAGUCUCGCAUUUUUGAUCAUUUAUAUCCUGGUAUAUUACGUGUGAUGUUCAAGUUCUCGCCAGCUUUGCGACCCUAUCCGUUAUAGCUAGUUCAAGCUGCCGAACCAUCUGGGUUACUACUAAACCCACAUGAAAUCGAUCACUUUCGUUUCCUCUAGGGCUUGCAGGUUUGUACCGAAUCAAGGCCGGCAUGGCCAACAACGUUGUUGGGAGGACAGCGCGGUCUAGCAAUUCUAACCUUCAAUCACAAGAGUCCCUUGUUUCCUCGACAAAACUAGGGGCUUGUUUUUCUAUGAAUAUUUGCCAUUUCUGUGGGCCUCUCGUCAGGUUGCCUCGUCCAAGCCAUCAUGCCGACAUCGCACGCGUCUUACCAAUGUGUGCAGCAACUAUUGCGGCAGACUACCGAACCGCCUAAAAUGGUUGGACAGCCCUUAUCCAAAUAAUAUCUCUUGUAGGGAUUUGAAAAUCAGCAGAACGUGCACUAUAAGCACCUGAACCUGCAGGUCUCACAAUAUCACCAGUAUUUAUGCUCACACGCUCCUCUUUUGUUGAGUACUGUUUAGUGUCUUGCAUUGUGCCAGCCUCACACAUUCCUUGUCAAUGUCUUCGUCUAGUGGUAAUCGGCUCUACUGAUCCGUGCACUUUGCGUCCUUUUUUACGCAGCAGCUAUUUUGAUAGGCUUGUGAAACAUUCACUGGAUUUCCAGAAUUCGAUAUAUCGGCCAUAACGGAUUAUUUGGAUGUUAUUAUUGGAUAUCAUACAGCAUUAUCCCAAGAUACUUUAGUCAUACCAGGAUGCCGGCUUUUGAAAGCACGCCUUUACGGCUGCUUACCGAAACCGUACUCAUUAAAAGUGAUUGCUUAAUCAGUGUUUAUUUUUUCAUUGGUUCUCGGUGUCCAUGAAAAGCAUGCACAAAAAUAUCACUUUUGCACUCAUGUUGUAGUACAUUGCGUCUUUCUCAAAAAAAUUAUUCGAAGAUAAGACAUAUCGGCAUCCCAAAAUAUUUUUUUUAUUGUUAGUUACACCCGUCAUAGCGCCUGUGUCCAAUGUUUACAAACCACACCUGCACAUUCCUCAUUCAAGAAAAAUUAUUCUUCUGUGUCAUUGCGAAAGUUCCAUAUUGCGCUCAUAAAGCUUCACAAGGCAUGUUAACCACGCUGUGCGCUUCAUCAGAUGUAUUUAACAGCGGACAGACAUGGUCAUAAAGUUAUUGGCGAGGUAAACGUCCUAUUCGAAGUACUGUUGAGCCAUAAUGUUCUGCACUCUCAUAGGAAAGUGGACCUGGUCGAAAGCGACGUCAACGGCUGAGGAAGGCGCGUUUGUGUCAUAGGCAACCUACCGAUGGGACCGAAGCUCCCCUCACACCUCGCUUUGGUGCGUUUUCUUUGUUCAACAACCUUUUUGCCUUUAUAUAUGUCAUUCGGAAUAUGCGCAAGGUAUUCAACCGAGUGCAUUCGACCGUUGGCGCGUUAUUCGUGUAUUGUCGGCUAAAAUCUGCUGUUACCCAUUCGUGGUUCAGCAAUUUGUUUCCCGGCCAGGGUAAUAAGCAAGAGCCACAUUACCCUGUCAAUAACUUUCUGUCCUACAGCUUUCCAGGCUUACUGUCUUGGAGCCUUGGAUCAAAGGCCAAUCGCCGUUGUCAGUAGGAGAUUGCAUACACAACCGGCGACAUGCUGAGAGGCUGCCAUGCGGUUUACGGGAGUCCCCUGGAUCGCAGCGAUUUUCCAGCGCGCAUUCACAUGUUCCCAACAGUGCGUCGUGUUCUACCAGUGUCUACCUUCAGCACGCCCAGGCCAAAUCUCGCUUUUUUGCCUGAUAACACAGCCGUCCCUUAAUAUUGGCAUCGGGCGCUUGGCCUAUGCAAACCCGCACGGCAUUCUCACUUUCUCCUUCCUGUUGCAGUAUCGUUUAUCCCCAAGUUGUCAUCAUCAUACCCAUCCCGUCUGUUUUAUAGCAACAGAAACUGCCGCUGUCUACGAGUCCCUCGCUUUCAUGGAUCCCUUCAUCGGCGAGGAAACCCUGUUGCCGCAUCUGCCCUCUCCCUCCUCCUCCUCCCCGCCGUCCGCGCCAGCACAGCCGGUCGAUCGAGCUGUGCAGGUUGACGCGUCCGCGUUCGGAGCCCCCGGUGCCUCCUCAUGGAGCCCCUCUGUGGCCGAGGUAAUUCGCUCGGAGGGCGGAACCUGCACCGGCGCAAAAUGGACCACCGUCCUCAGUGGACAGCUCUUCAUUCGCGGCGCCAACGUCGUGCUUGUGCGCAUUCUCUCAGACUAG